AUGGUUGAUAGCGAAGCGAACUCGCCCACGUGGAAGUUCACGCAGUGCUUUGGUGACAAGGGCGAUGUUGAAGACAUCACCGAAGCUGAUAUCAUCUCGACGGUUGAGUUCGACCAUACCGGAAAUUAUCUCGCUACGGGCGACAAGGGAGGUAGAGUGGUGCUCUUCGAACGCAACGAGACGAAAAAAACCUGCGAGUACAAAUUCCACACCGAGUUUCAGUCGCACGAACCCGAAUUCGACUAUUUGAAGUCCCUAGAGAUUGAAGAGAAGAUCAACAAGAUUAAGUGGUGCCGGCGACAAAAUGCUUCCCACUACUUGCUGUCCACCAACGACAAGACGAUCAAGCUGUGGAAAGUCUUUGAGAAGUCGCUCAAGGUUGUCGCCGAGAACAACCUCUCUCACGAUGUCACGCCUGGUAGUCUGGCGGGAGGAGGCGGCGCUCCCAGGCCGCUUCCUGCCCACCGGUUCAGGGAUGCUGCCGACCUCAAGCUUCCUCGCCUCACACAUCACGAUACGGUUGUUGCCGCCGUGCCACGCCGAACAUACGCCAACGCCCACGCCUACCACAUCAACAGCAUCUCGGUGAACAGCGAUGGAGAGACCUUCAUCAGCAGCGACGAUUUGCGUAUCAACCUGUGGAACCUUAACAUCCAGGAGCAGAGCUUCAACAUUGUUGAUAUCAAGCCUGCAAACAUGGAGGAGCUCACUGAAGUCAUUACGGCUGCCGAGUUCCACCCCAUGAGCUGCAACUGGUUCAUGUAUGCUAGCUCAAAGGGCACUAUCAAGCUCGCCGACAUGCGGCAGAGUGCUCUGUGCGACCAGCACGCGAAGUUAUUCGAGCAAGAGGAAGAUCCUUCAUCACGCUCAUUCUUCUCCGAAAUCAUCUCUUCCAUCUCCGAUGUGCGAUUCUCGUAUGAUGGCCGAUACAUCCUGUCCCGCGAUUACCUCACCGUCAAGAUCUGGGACAUCAACAUGGAGCGGCAGCCAGUCAAGACGAUACCGAUUCACGAGCAUCUUCGCCCACGGUUGUGUGACACCUACGAGAAUGACAGCAUAUUCGACAAGUUCGAGGUGGUCUUCUCAGGAGAUGCCAAGAAUGUCAUGACGGGCAGCUACAACAAUAACUUCAUGAUCUAUCCUUCAGACCCUGACAAGGAAGUCGAGGUUGUCCUCCAGGCGGAUAAGUCGGCUUUCAAGGCUAAGAAGGUUGGAGUCCCUACACCCAUCAAUUCAUCGACAAGCCCGACUGCGACCAACGGAAAGAAGGGCGGCUCCAGGGCGGGUAGCCCAGGCGGUCAAGGUCAGCGGAUGCGUAAGGAGACAGACGCAGACCAGAUCGAUUUCAACAAGAAGAUUCUGCACAUGAGCUGGCAUCCGUUUGAGGACAGUAUUGCGAUUGCAGCUACGAACAAUCUCUUUGUCUUCUCGGCACUCUAG
Fusarium keratoplasticum is the source of this 1440-nucleotide messenger RNA. RefSeq names its product Protein phosphatase PP2A regulatory subunit B. Gene Ontology annotation, biological process: peptidyl-serine dephosphorylation. Gene Ontology annotation, cellular component: protein phosphatase type 2A complex; cytosol. The transcript has 6 exons. The record is from RefSeq and is a predicted model, not a curated record. NCBI's taxonomy places the organism in Eukaryota, Fungi, Ascomycota, Sordariomycetes, Hypocreales, Nectriaceae. Bases 1 to 1440 code for a protein of 479 amino acids. Gene Ontology annotation, molecular function: protein phosphatase regulator activity; protein binding.